AUGGCUAAAAAGAAAAUAGAAUUGUUUAUCGAUAUAUCAAAUGAAAAGGAUUUCCACCAUACUUUACAAGAAUUCGAAAAUAAAUUUAUUUGUGCAGAAAUAUAUUGUCACUUCUCUGGAUAUUGUACGGCGUUGGACAGAAUAUUUUCUAAGGUCAAAUUUGAAUGGAGUAAUAACGAAGUUGUGUUUCUCAGAGUACCAGCUGAUGAGAUUCAAGCGUUGUCGCGUCUACGCAACCAAAGUGAACCAUUCUAUAUGUUCAUUGUUAAUCAAAGAGUAACUCAAGUUUUUAGAGGUCUGGACCCUCCAAAAUUUGAAGAUGUCGUAAAGCAAGAACUUAUGUACUAUCGUCAGUGGAAAGACGACCUCGAAUUUGACAGACAAACCUAUCAGCUGGACGAACCUACUCCUGACGAAAUGGAUUGGAUAAACGCUCGGGCGGUCGAAAGGGAGCAGGAGAUUUUAUCGACACGCGCGCGACAGGAAGCGCGACAAGCUGCACGCAAGAAGCACCGCGCGACACUUAUGGCGCCGCAUUUGGAAGUGCUUGACUUCGUGCUGUACUGGCCACACGCCAUCCACGCACACCCAGAGCUCUACGAACAAUGGAACGAGAACAACAUCAUCAUGAUUGCUAGAGAAGAGUUGCAACUGACCGAAGAAGAAGCGUUAGAUAUCCUUUAUUCUGGUGAUGCGCCAAUUAAUGAAGCGUCCAUGCACACUCUGUUAUCAGGGAAGGCUCUUGCUAUAUGUCUCCAGACCCUGGACCCAGUAAACAUGGUUGCUUUAGUUCGAAGAAUUCUGUACGAAGACAACAUAAAAAAUCUGGAUGAAAAUCAUAGGGCAUCCAUACAGUCUAUCUCGGCGUUUGACUACUAUAAAACGUACAGCCCAACCAGGGAAGAAAUUUGGAAGAAAAGGAAGGAAGAAAGAAAACUACAAUGGGAAGAUGAAAAAAUUCGCCAUGCGAGGCGUUAUUCUGAGAUGCUUCGCUUGGCGCGCCAGGCUAGAGAAGAAGCUAUUGAAGCAAAAAAAGUGGCCAAAGAAGAAAAAAAGCUGGAAUUAUUAAAGGCUGGUUUUGAAGAACUACCAGAGCAGGAAGAAGUGGUAGAGGAUCCUGACGAGUACUUCCCUCCAGCUGGUCUCCCCAUCCCUGGGUUCUACUCUCCACCAAACGAUAUUGCCAAAGCUAACGGAUUGGCUUUGCUCUUCCCAAAGUUGGUAGAAGAUCGUGUGGUGCCUACUUCUGAGUUUCUUCCACCCCACGUCCUCGUCAUGGUGCAUAUGUACAGACGACACAAGGUCAUCGAACAUAUUGCACCUUUUACAAGUGGCAUUAUACACAUGGGUAUCUUCAAGGCAUCCACUCCAUAUGAUGCUAAGCAUAUUGCUUACUCUGUAAAACAGUUUGACGCUAUGGAAGUUAAUAUUAGUUUAGACGAUUUAAAACUGUGUUUUAUGGUGACGACUAAGGUAGACAUGCCUUUACUGGAGUUAAUGGACUUCAGUCCAAUUCACGUGAGUCGCGACACAGUGAUUGGAGAAGAAGAAUGCGCUGCCAUGUUCCCUGUGGAUUACGGUGACGAGUACAAUGAACUGGAAGAUUUUGUCGUGCCAAAAAAGAAAUGA
Molecule: messenger RNA, 1629 nt
Organism: Pectinophora gossypiella (pink bollworm)
Lineage: Eukaryota; Metazoa; Arthropoda; Insecta; Lepidoptera; Gelechiidae
Exons: 12
Coding region: 1-1629 (542 amino acids)
Source: RefSeq, a predicted model, not a curated record